Messenger RNA from Capronia coronata CBS 617.96, 1038 nucleotides. RefSeq lists its product as uncharacterized. The transcript has a single exon. The record is from RefSeq and is a predicted model, not a curated record. Lineage: Eukaryota; Fungi; Ascomycota; Eurotiomycetes; Chaetothyriales; Herpotrichiellaceae. The coding region runs from base 1 to 1038 and encodes 345 amino acids.
AUGAAGGACUCCUUCAAGGCUUUGACCAACCGCAGAAAAGUCCCUACCUUUGUUGUCACGCUUGAUGCACUAGGCACCUUGUAUCGCUUUCGAGAGCCUGUUCCAUCCCAAUAUCUGAAGGUUGCUCAGCGAUGCGGCUUGAGCACGCAUGUCGACUCUGACAAGCUUGAUCACGCCUUUCGAUCGUCUUUCAAGCAUUACAACACAACCUAUCCGAACUACGGCAAGGGAAAGCUUCGUGAUCCGGAACUCUGGUGGACAAAGCUUGUCAACCGAGCGUUUCGUGAAGUAGUGGACGAUGAAGAUAUCCCUCAGGACUUGGGAGCCAGUCUCUACCGACACUUUUCAUCGGGCGAAGCAUAUGAACUCUACCCGGAUGUUCAACCUUUCUUGCAGACGAUGCGAAUGCUGAAAGACCAUUAUCAUGAUCCAGAGGGGCCCCUGAUUGUUACCGGAGUGAUCACCAACUCUGAUCCUCGCGUUAGGUUAGUGCUGCAGGAUUUCGAUCUGAAGGUAGGGCCUUCCAGCUUGCCUCAAAUCAGCUUCGGUCAGUCCAUCUCGGAGACAGCCACCCGUUUCAGAAACCAGGAUUACCAAGCGCUUUUGGCUAGUCCUUUUGUCGACUAUUUCGCCGCCGACAAUGAUUUCGAUUUCCUUUGUACGAGUUACGAGGCCGGCUCGGAGAAGCCAGACAUGAAUAUUUGGCUCGCAGCCCGGCAACUCAUUAUUCCAAUUCCCGGGUCUCGCGCGGAACAGGCCGUCGAUUCAUCCAGUUCCGCACCUCACAAGGGUAUGACAGAGUGUCUGCGUCAUGAGGUGGGUGAUACCACGUGGAUACACAUUGGCGACGAGUAUUCCAAGGACUACCUGGGUGCAGUGGGUGCGGACCUGGAUGCUUUGCUCUUGCGCCGGGACCAGGAUCCGUCUUCAGACGGUGAGGACAACGUCAAGAGUGUUUCCAGUCUCGAAGAAGCGGCUAUGGUAGUGAGUUUGAUGGCUCAAGGACGAUUCGCCGGCAACGUCGACAGAAAUGAUUGA